This is a messenger RNA of Chlorocebus sabaeus (green monkey), 2641 nucleotides long. RefSeq names its product BTB domain containing 17 (gene BTBD17). Gene Ontology annotation, molecular function: protein binding. Lineage: Eukaryota; Metazoa; Chordata; Mammalia; Primates; Cercopithecidae. The record is from RefSeq and is a predicted model, not a curated record.
AGGGCCACUGCGGUCAGGAGGCUGACUGGUGGCAGCCGAGGUCGGGGAGGGGAGAGGCAGAGGCAUCAGAAGAGAGUUCAGACUCUGCUUUCCAAGGUGUCGCCAUUGCCCCUCCCCAUCUGCGUGUGCAGAGGCUGUGCUGGCUUCUGUUUUUUCUCCUUCCAGAUCCUUCUGAAACCCCACUUUGCCCAGAAGGCAACCCAGGCCACCUCUGCCCUGUCCAUCCACUGCAAGCCACUGGCUGUACCCCAGUUAUACACAGAAGAGCACUCCUCUGCACUAACCCAACUGAGACUGCAACCUAGCUCCCUGCCUCAGUCUCCCGACAGUGGGAGUGAGACACCAGGCCUGCAGCAUGCCUCCUCGGAACUCUGGAAAAGGAACAAUUACAGGUGGAAAGAAGACAGAAGCUGGUAAAAGAAGCCUUCCAAGGAGGUGAACUCAGAGACCUGAGGCCACUUGGAGAAGGAGAAUUCAAGUCAGGAAACAGCAGGGCAGACAGUACCCAGCCUUAGGCUGGCUGGAGCGCAGAGCUGGAAGGUGGCCAGCUCCGCUCUGGGCAGGGGUCGCCCAUGCAGUGGUACACGGGGCAGGGGGCAUCUGCUCUAUGCCCAGCCCUGCCACCUGGCUCAGCUUGCCCCUGAGGGAGGUGACAGUCACAGUCCCUACGGAACUUUCCUACCAGCCCAUCACCCUCCCCACAGCACUCCGGGAACCUUCUCCAACAAAGAAUGUGCAACUGAUACCAGUUACCCAUGGGCCCCUAUUCGAGAGAUGCCUGAGCUUUUCUCUGAGGAGCUGACCCACCCCAAAUGCGAGUGGGGGAGGGGUGGGAGCCUCAGCCGCCUCUCCUCUCCUCUUCCAGGCCCUUCCUUUGCAGCCGGCUCACCAUGGUGCUCCAGCCACGACGCUGCCAAGUGUGCUCCGUGCCAGGGCUGAGGCCUGGGGUUGGGGGAGGCCAAUGGCUGCCAGUGGUCCUGGAGCCCCUCGCCUAUUCUCCAGAGAGCCUGAAACUUUCCAGGGAGAGGCACGGCUAGCUCUGCUGGGUGCCCAGAGAGCCGAUGUUGGCGGGGAGGCAGCUGGUACCUCCAUCAACCACUCCCAGGCGGUGCUCCAGCGCUUGCAGGAGCUGCUGCGACAGGGCAACGCCAGUGACGUGGUUCUGCGGGUGCAGGCUGCGGGCACCGACGAGGUCCGGGUCUUCCACGCCCACCGCCUGCUGCUGGGACUACACAGUGAGCUGUUCCGGGAGCUGCUGAGCAACCAGAGCGAGGCGGUGCUGCAGGAGCCACGGGACUGCGCCGCGGUCUUCGACAAGUUCAUCAGGUACCUGUACUGCGGGGAGCUGACUGUUCUGCUGACCCAGGCCAUCCCCCUGCACAGGCUGGCCACCAAGUACGGCGUGGCCUCCCUGCAGCGCGGCGUGGCCGACUACAUGCGCGCGCACCUGGCGGGCGGCGUGGGCCCGGCGGUGGGCUGGUACCACUACGCGGUGGGCACCGGGGACGAGGCCCUGCGCGAGAGCUGCCUGCAGUUCCUCGCCUGGAACCUGUCGGCCGUGGCGGCCAGCGCCGAAUGGGGCGCCGUGAGCCCGGAGCUGCUGUGGCAGCUCCUGCAACGCUCGGACCUGGUGCUGCAGGACGAACUGGAGCUGUUCCAAGCGCUGGAGGCCUGGCUGGGUCGCGCGCGGCCGCCCCCUGCCGUGGCCGAGCGGGCGCUGCGAGCCAUCCGCUACCCCAUGAUCCCACCCGCACAACUGUUCCAACUGCAGGCGCGCUCGGCCGCCCUGGCGCGCCACGGCCCCGCGGUGGCCGACCUCCUGCUGCAGGCCUACCAGUUCCACGCCGCGUCGCCGCUGCACUACGCCAAGUUUUUCGACGUCAACGGCAGCGCCUUCCUGCCCCGCAACUACCUCGCGCCCGCCUGGGGCGCCCCGUGGGUCAUCAACAACCCGGCCCGCGACGACCGCAGCACCAGCUUCCAGACGCAGCUGGGCCCGAGUGGCCACGACGCGGGCCGCCGGGUCACCUGGAACGUGCUCUUCUCACCGCGCUGGCUGCCCGUCAGUCUGCGGCCCGUUUACGCGGACGCCGCGGGCACAGCGCUGCCCGCCGCGCGCCCGGAGGACGGCCGACCGCGGCUGGUGGUGACGCCGGCCAGCAGCGGCGGCGACGCGGCGGGCGUGAGCUUCCAGAAGACCGUGCUGGUGGGGGCGCGCCAGCAGGGCCGCCUGCUGGUCCGCCACGCCUACAGCUUCCACCAGAGCAGCGAGGAGGCCGGCGACUUCCUGGCGCACGCCGACCUGCAGCGGCGCAACUCGGAGUACCUGGUGGAGAACGCCCUGCACCUGCACCUCAUCGUCAAGCCCGUAUACCACACCCUUAUCCGGACCCCCAAGUAGCCUCGGGGUCGGGGAGUAAAGGCCUGGCCUAGGUGCUCCUUGUGGGUCUGGGAAGGGCAAGGCGAGUGUGGAGGUGGCAACAAGCCUGGUAUCCUGGAUGGCCAGGUGCCGGCCACCCUAGGGCUGGGGUGGAGUCCAGGUGAGGCGUGGUAGACAAGAUGCCUGGUUUCAAGAGCUGAUUUCACAGCUGACUUGAAGGAACAUUCUUGGUCCUGAAUAAACCGAUGCUCAGAGUGGUAA